Molecule: messenger RNA, 582 nt
Organism: Paramecium tetraurelia
Lineage: Eukaryota; Ciliophora; Oligohymenophorea; Peniculida; Parameciidae
Exons: 3
Source: RefSeq, a predicted model, not a curated record
AUGAAGCUUACAAAAAAUGAUGCUUAAAUGCAUGAAGUAAAUUUAAACUUGAAAACUUAGGAAUAAUAAAUGCUCUAUAAUAAAAAGUAUGCAUUUUUUACAUUGUAAAAUGAUAAAUAUGUCUAAAUUAUUUGUGAAUUACCUAACAUUUUCACUGUUGAAGAUGCUAUAACAUUCACACUUAGUCAAUUCUAAAAGGAGAUAGGUAAGUUUAAUAAAAAUAAUGACUUAGGAGAGAACUUUAGAUCAAAAAAAGGAAGUGAUUACGUAUUAAAAAUUUCAAAAAAGUCUGGGUAGCCCAAAGAUGAUUUGCCAUGUUUAGAUAAUGAAUAAAUUCUGUUUGAAACAGGAAGUCAAACAUUCACUUUAGUGUAUAAAAAUAAUCAAUAAAAUUCUGAAAAUUACCAAUAGCCUUAAACUUCAGUGACUACUACUAUGUGCUCAUAAUAAGAAUCAUAGGAUAUGUCCAUCAAAUCUAGAGCAUCAUAUACAAAUGGGUUAAAUAAAGGAAAGAAGCCCAUCAAAGAAAAUGAUAAGAAGGAAAAGAGCGGAGGGUUUUGCUUUUUCAAUAAGUGCUUUUGA